GUGAGGCAGAGCCGAGAGGGAAGGAGAGACAAGUUCUCUUGAGCUUACGUCUGGCCACACACAGCACUCUGAGCCGAGAGGGAACCUUGACAGGGCAUGGAAGCAGAUCUGAAGCGCAUAGGAGGAUGGUGUCUAGUGUUGCUGGCAGCAAUGCUCUUACAUGCAGGUGUGUCCCAUUGCAUGGUGGUGACGUCCACAGGGCCUCAGACCAUCAAGAAAGCUCAGGGGGAGAGUGUGAGUCUGGGGUGCACCUACAGCCCAAGCCCCUCUGACACCGGAGCGCUGGACAUCGAGUGGUCCAUCAUCAGCCCUGACAUGACCCAGAAGGACAAGCUGAUCCUCUCCUACUCCGGCGGGCAGGAGUAUCGCCUGGGCGACCCCGCCCUGAUGAAGCGGCUGCGCUUUGUGGGGGUCCCCGGGAACGGCGACGCCACCAUCGAGAUCACGUCCCUACUGGUUUCCGACACAGCCACCUACCAGUGCAAGGUCAAGAAGACGCCGGGGGUCGACUCUCGAAAGGUCACAGUGGUGGUGCUUGUGCGUCCCUCUGUGCCCACGUGCUGGGUGGAGGGCGGUGAAGAGAAGGGGGCCUCCGUGUCGCUGCGCUGCAAGUCAGCCAGCGGCUCCACACCCCUCACCUACACCUGGAGAAGAGAAGAGGGAGGCAGCCUACCUCCCACAGCCAGCAUCAACACCCAGACUGGGGAACUCCUCAUCAGGAACCACUCAGAGAGCUACAUUGGCCGCUACGCGUGCCAGGUGAAGAACGAAGUGGGAACCGAGCAGUGCACAUACACCCUACGGGCCUACAACCCUGUGAAUAAAGCCGGGGUGAUUGCUGGAGCUGUGAUUGGUGCUCUGCUGCUCUUGCUCCUCCUCCUGCUUCUCAUCUGGCUCCUGAUUUGUUGCUGCAACAAGCGACGCUAUGAGAAAGAGGUGGCUAAUGAGAUCAGGGAGGACGUCACCGCCCCAGAAAGCCGACCGGCCAGUCGUGUGUCGAGCAUGCGCUCCAUCAUGGGCUACCACACCCACUCUGGCAUCAUGUACAGCUCCGUGAGCCCCAGCUCAAAUACGACAGUCGCUACGGAUACCCAGUCUAACCACCAGCAUGUACAAGCCCCAGCUCAAAUACAACAGUCGCUACGGAUACCCAGUCUAACCACCAGCAUGUACAAGCCCCAGCUCAAAUACGACAGUCGCUACGGAUACCCAGUCUAACCACCAGCAUGUACAAGCCCCAGCUCAAAUACGACAGUCGAUACGGAUACCCAGUCUAACCACCAGCAUGUACAAGCCCCAGCUCAAAUACAACAGUCGCUACGGAUACCCAGUCUAACCACCAGCAUGUACAAGCCCCAGCUCAAAUACAACAGUCGCUACGGAUACCCAGUCUAACCACCAGCAUGUACAAGCCCCAGCUCAAAUACGACAGUCGCUACGGAUACCCAGUCUAACCAACGUAUAAGGCAUCUACAACCCCCCAUUCAAAUACGACAUUGGUACGAACAAUCUGCUAACUCAGGCUGAGCUGUGAGUGGCUCGGCUCUAUCAUGGUAUCUGGUUCGGCUCUCAAGCCCAUCUCAACUCCAAAGGAAGCUCCCUGAGUACUGUACUGUAUGUUAUUAUAUUUUACUCUGAAGUUUUAAAAUGCAUCUUACUUUUGCACAAGGUUUUUACAUAACUUGAUGUUUAUAACUUGCACUUUGAAAGUGAAUUGUCUUUCAUGUAUAUUUUCUACACAAUAAACUUCUUGUUCUUUUGUAGUAAUUCA
Messenger RNA from Alosa sapidissima (American shad), 1771 nucleotides. RefSeq names its product V-set and immunoglobulin domain containing 8b (gene vsig8b). The transcript has 9 exons. The record is from RefSeq and is a predicted model, not a curated record. NCBI's taxonomy places the organism in Eukaryota, Metazoa, Chordata, Actinopteri, Clupeiformes, Clupeidae. The coding region runs from base 97 to 1218 and encodes 373 amino acids.